Molecule: messenger RNA, 2861 nt
Organism: Asterias rubens (European starfish)
Lineage: Eukaryota; Metazoa; Echinodermata; Asteroidea; Forcipulatida; Asteriidae
Product: tyrosine-protein kinase receptor Tie-1-like
Exons: 13
Biological process (GO): positive regulation of kinase activity; protein phosphorylation; cell surface receptor protein tyrosine kinase signaling pathway
Cellular component (GO): signaling receptor complex
Molecular function (GO): protein binding; ATP binding; transmembrane receptor protein tyrosine kinase activity
Source: RefSeq, a predicted model, not a curated record
ACACUCAUUGACAGUGAAGAGGAAGUACUCAAUGAAGAUACAACCUCUGGGAAAGGAAUAGAGUUCACUGGCCUCGUUCCCUUUACGUCAUACACACUGUCAGUAUCUGCCGAUAAUCAGUUUGGUUCAGGACCCAAUGCCUCGAUUACAGCUCAAACAGAAGAAGGAAUUCCUCUGCCCCCAAGCCAAGUCGCUUUUCCAGUUACGAGAAGCGACUGGAUCAACGUAGUGUGGAACGCUCCUAGUCCUCCUCAUGGCAUUAUCAUCAGCUACGAGAUCCGCUAUUGGAAGACAUGGUCAGGGAACCAAACAUCGACAGUGAAAAUCACUAAGCAGCUUGGUAGUCAAGGCCAGACGAAGAAGAUCUCGAAUUUGGAAGGGAGUCAUAAAUACUCAGUACAGGUCCGAGCUGAGACAAGUGUUGGACAUGGUCCAUGGAGUGACAUUGCAACAGUUACAACCGACCCCGGAGUGGACGCAGUAACUCAGAUACCGCCCAUCACCAGACAGAGCAGUCUUCUGAUUAUCGUUAUCUGUGUGGUCAUUGCUGCUGCUGUGGUCGUAGUUGGUGUAAUAUGUUACACCCGAAGACGUCGUAAACGAAGAAGACGGAAUACUCUGCAGCAUCCAGUAGUUAAUGCUGGCCAGGAACUCGUUCUUUAUGAGAAUACCUUACCACGCGAGGAGAAACCCAGUGCAUUAUCCCAAAGGCAUGUCUCUCUUGUGCAGGAGUCAGUUUAUGAACCCGUGGGCCCCGGUUCAUCUGUACGUAGAGAUACACGACCAGCACCACCACCAGAACCACAACCCACAUACGAAGAUGUUGGUUUGCCCAUAUGGGCUAAUCCAUGGAGCGUCUUGUGGGAUGAUUUGAUGGUAGGAAAUAAAGUACUUGGGAAAGGUCACUUUGGUGAAGUAGGUGAUGGUGUUGUAAGAGUAAAAGGAGAUCUAUGCAGGGCUGCGAUCAAAAAGCUCAAAGAAAAUGCAACUUCAGCUGACAGACAACAUUUCUUAGAAGAACUGAAAACUAUGACUCUUCACGGAAGUCAUCCUAAUCUCUUCAAGAUUCUAGGCGCUUGUCAACAUGAAGGUAUAUUAUACGUAGCUAUGGAGUACUUAUCCAACGGUGACCUCCGUUGCUACCUGAGGAAGGCUCGAUCCAUGGAGGAUGAUGGUCAAGCAUCGCUCUCUCCUCAGAAGCUGCUCCAGUUUGCUCUGGAUGUGGCUAAAGGAAUGCAACACUUGGCUGCACAUGGGGUGAUACAUCGUGAUUUGGCUGCAAGGAACAUUCUCCUCGAUGAUAAUCUGGUUGCCAAGGUUUCUGACUUCGGUUUGUCACGUGGAGAAGACGUUUACGUACAGACUUCCAAGACUCGUGUCCCUACUCGCUGGUUGUCCCUGGAAUCACUGACCCACCAGACGUACACCUCGAUGAGCGAUGUGUGGUCCUUUGGAAUCCUGCUGUGGGAGAUAGCCACACUCGGUGGGACACCGUACCCUGGUAUCAAGACUCAGUUCCUGACAUAUAGAUUGCAAAAUGGAUACCGUAUGCCUAAACCGGGCAACUCUGAUGCCAAAAUUUACAAUUUGAUGUUGAAGUGCUGGCAGGAUAAUCCAAAUGAUCGACCAUCCUUCAAGAAACUUGUUUCUGUCCUUAAAAAAAUGGCAGACAGCAACGCGGAUCAGAUCUACAUCCGUCUAUUACCGAGUUCGAACAAGUAUUUGUACGAGAAUAUACACCCGGAGUUCGACGACAACUAACUUGAUUUUUCAAAGUCGCAUGGGCACCGUUUGACACCUCGAACCGAUAAUGUUUUUUUUUCCUAAACCUCCAAAAACAAUCGACUUUUUGAAGGAAUGGACACCGUAACAUUAAUUUUGCUUCUGCUUAUCGUUGUAACGCUUCAAACUCGCUGUUAAAACGCGUAUAGUUGGCUGAAAGGCUGAAUCAAAAUGCUAUUUGGUAGCACAUGUAUUGUUUUACUUUCCAAAACGCCAUUGUAAGUUUACUUAGAUAAUUAAUGACAAAUAAUUUAUAAAAUGUUUUAAUUUAUUUUAUUUUUUCUAGAAAUAGUACCGUUUCAUUGAUGUUAGCCAUACACAGUUGAGUGUUACAUUCGAUCUUUUUACUUGAUCUGUUUUUAUUUGAAAAAAGGAAGUUUAUUCUCUGAGGACACAAAAAAUCACAACAGUACAUAUUGAGUUGGCUUAUUGGUAUCAACUUCAAGUGCUUAGUUUAUUGAACCAUGUCAAACCACAUUUUUUAAUUACCAAAUGGGAAAAAAGUAACUAUUUAAUAACAAACUUUAUUGGACAAUUAUUUGGAGUUCAAACACUGUAACAGUAAUACUAUAGAGAAAAAUUUAACACCGGUCCGCUGUGAAAUAUACACAGAAUGCGAACAAUGCUUUUUAAAACAACAUAUCUUGUAAUACUCGAUUAUUGUAUACGACACCUGUAAAAUGUAUGCUUGGGAUUAUUUGUAUUGAAGUUUUUGAUCGUUGUUUUCAGAUUUUGGUUUGUCGUCCCGUUUGUUUUUCAGUACGCGCUAGUUUUUGACUUGUUUGCGGGAGUUCGUUACUUUGGCAAAUUAUAAUGUUAUUAAGACAAUGAAAUGGGUGGAACGAUGUGAAAUCGUCAGGGUUGUGGUCGUGCGAUAAUGAACUUAGCCGAAGACGUGGUCUUUUAAAUCGCACGGACACGACACUGCUAGGUUUUAAGCGAAAGUCCAAAGGUAACCACUCUUUAAUUUCCAUUCUUUAAUGUCCCUCUUCGUAAUAAUGAGUGUUACAAUUAUUAUUAUAACACCCUUACAAAUAUGUGAUCCCCGGACCGUUCCAUUUUCCAUCGGCUGCGCCUCG